GGCUGCAGGCACCGCGCAGCACACGCCGCUUCCCGGGGAAAAGUCUGCUUGUGCCGUGUUCCAACGAGCUGGGGAGUAAAGGUGCUCUCGGGUCACUGAAGGAAAGGACUGUUUGAAGGCCAGAUUGUAAAUGACUGUUCUUACUCUAUGUAAGGCUUUGGCUGUGGCUUUUAAAGAACAGAGCAAAACCUUUUUUGUUUGGGUUUUUCUUCUCUACGGUCACUAAUAUGGUUAAACUCUCUUCACUGGAGAGUGUUUCUUAACAGAAAAUUUUAGGUUUUAUGUACAGGCAGAAGUUAGAGAAGGUCUUGAUGUCUCAGUGUUGGUGAUUGCGUAGAAAAACCUGCUUUAGGUCAGAUGAGCAGAGGAACUGAGUGACUUCAGUGAAAAAAGAAACAGGUGCUUGUGUUUUGAGGAGAAGGGAGGUCAAAUACCUGUUUUUGAACUUGAAAUGGGAUUUUUCUUAUGAAAUCUUGCCUCUGGAGAUCUCUAACAAACAUUUUCUGCAGGAUUUUUCUGAAAGCCUCAUGACUUUUUAUUGAGACUGACUGAAAUACUUAACGGGGGGAAUAAAAAAAUUCAGAGAAAAAUGUUUUCUUUUGAGAUAGCAAGUUAUUAAUAAGUGAUAAAAGCCUCAGCCAUUUUUCUUGGAGCUGUUGCACUUGCUUGACCCCUGGGAAGAACCAUGAAGAUCUUAAAGCAUGUUGUGAAUAAUCUUUCAUUUAAUAGACCGGCGUGGAACUGGCACAUUCAGGACCCAGCGAGCCAGCGGUUGACAUGGAACAAACCUCCCAAGAGCGUCCUUGUUAUUAAAAAGAUCCGUGAUGCCAGUCUGCUGCAGCCCUUUAAAGAGCUUUGUGUGUAUCUCACUGAGGAGAACAAUAUGAUAGUGUAUGUAGAAAAAAAAGUAUUGGAAGACCCCGCUAUAGCUAACGAUGAUAAUUUUGGACCAGUGAAGAAGAAAUUUUGCACCUUCAGAGAAGAUUAUGAUGAUAUCUCCAAUCAGAUUGACUUUAUCAUAUGCCUGGGAGGAGACGGGACCUUACUUUAUGCUUCUUCACUUUUCCAGGGUAGUGUACCUCCAGUUAUGGCUUUUCAUCUGGGAUCCCUUGGAUUUCUUACUCCAUUUAAUUUUGAGAAUUUUCAGUCCCAAGUCACUCAGGUUAUAGAAGGCAAUGCAGCACUUGUUCUGCGAAGCAGACUGAAAGUGAAAGUAGUAAAAGAGCACAGAGAGAAAAUGACAGUCCAGAACGGAAUAGAAGAAAACGGGGUAGUGUCUGCAAACCUCGAGAAAGAAAUGGGCAAGCAAAUUAUGCAAUAUCAGGUCCUAAAUGAAGUUGUGGUGGAUCGUGGUCCUUCGUCUUACCUGUCCAACGUAGAUGUCUUUCUCAACGGGCACCUGAUAACAACUGUGCAAGGAGAUGGAGUCAUUGUCUCCACGCCGACCGGUAGCACCGCAUACGCAGCCGCAGCAGGAGCUUCCAUGAUUCACCCCAACGUUCCUGCAAUAAUGAUCACCCCCAUCUGCCCUCACUCCUUGUCUUUCAGACCCAUUGUUGUCCCUGCUGGAGUGGAACUCAAGAUUAUGCUCUCCCCGGAUGCCAGGAAUACAGCAUGGGUUUCCUUUGAUGGAAGGAAGAGGCAGGAAAUAUGCCAUGGAGACAGUAUUAGCAUCACUACCUCUUGCUACCCCCUUCCUUCGAUCUGUUUCCGAGAUCCUGUGAGCGACUGGUUCGAAAGCUUGGCCGAGUGUUUACACUGGAAUGUUCGGAAGAAGCAAAAUAACUUUGCUGUUGAAGAAGAAGAAUUUUGAGUGUCUACGUCUACCAAGACUCGUGGGAAUGGAAAGGGGCAGUGUCCCUUCUAUAGGCCUGGGCUUUUCAGUUUUUGGCUAAUGAGUGUGGUCACAGUGGUUGUAUCUGUCUGAUCUGCUGAUGGCUGGAGAUUAUUGUGCUACUUCCUGUCCACCAAGAGUAGGAAUGGAAGAAAUUAGGCUCUGAUGGUUGGAAUCCAAUUUGAAUUUCCUUUAAAUGAGCAAUCUGAAAAUGGGCUAUUUCCGAUUGGUAGUGACAACCGCAUCUGUAGAUUUGAUUGUAACCUCUAACUUACCAAUAACGUGGUAGGCUGAAUGUAGAUACCUAAUAGAAAAGUGGCAUUGCAACAGUCUGUUUAAUUUGAUAUAUUUAUAAUUCCAUUGGAGACUGCUAUGCACAUAAAGGCUCUGAGAAAUUUUCUUAAAAAACAAAAGCUCCUCUUUGUUAGCUUAAAUACGUCUUGCUCAGAACAGCUCCCCAUCAAGGCAGCGCUUAAAAUAUUUUCUCCUUGUGAGUGUGACACACCCUGAAGAAACACCCCUGAAGAAUGUUUUUAUGAAUAGAUGGAACUAGUAAAAAAAAGUAUAUAUCAUUUUUUAUAUACACGUGUCUCUCUUAACAUCCCUUUGAACAGUGUUUGACCCUUGGCUGUCACCACUGUGUAAA
Calidris pugnax (ruff) is the source of this 2480-nucleotide messenger RNA. It is a transcript of the gene NADK, whose product is annotated as NAD kinase. The record is from RefSeq and is a predicted model, not a curated record. The transcript is spliced from 10 exons. Bases 686 to 1813 code for a protein of 375 amino acids. Gene Ontology annotation, biological process: NADP+ biosynthetic process; NAD+ metabolic process. Gene Ontology annotation, molecular function: NAD+ kinase activity. NCBI's taxonomy places the organism in Eukaryota, Metazoa, Chordata, Aves, Charadriiformes, Scolopacidae.